CACGGCGGUGGCAGGUUUUGAAGUGCAUCCUCUUAAAUGCCUUGGGAUGGAAACUGCUAUAAGAAAGACGCAGCGCCUGGGCCUCUUGCAGUGUUUUCCAUGCCCAACCCUCCUAGGCCCCAGUCCAGCUUCGUGUCCACUUAGCGUAAGAGCUCUUGACCUGCCUGUUUGAACAUGAUCUCUUGUGCCUGGACUACAUCUGGUCAAAAAGUCAUGGGCUACAUUUUCAAGUCAGGGAGUACAAUGGUGUGUGCUAAACUUGGAAACAAAUUCUAGGUUCCUGCGCAUUGAGUUUCUGCUGCACUCAACAAGUCGGUUGUAGAAGCUCAGCCAGUUCUGAGUGCGUGCGCCAUCACCCCUUAAUUAUGGAGUAUCUCUCUGCUUCAUUAACGUGUUCUCUCAUUUCCCUCCUCACCCACAUGUAUUAUCCCCCCCAUCUUUCACGGAGAUCUUCCUCUGCAGGCGGGCCUCUGGCUUUAGUUUUGAUGUGUUGCAUGCUCUCUCGUUUCCUGUACCAGGUUUUAACGCUGAUCUCUGAGGUGAUACCUUUAUGAAGGCAUGCUGGUUACUUCUGAUUUCAUGCAUUCAUCUUUUCCUAAGGACACUCUCUGUGUCAACUGCAGUGUCUAUUGGCAUUCUCCAGCCACUUCAAAAUUAAUAGAUUUUGAUAUUCUGUUACACUUUGCGAGGCCUGAUUCUGCAGCCUUUAUUGAUGUGAGAAAUUCUCCGGGAGUAUUGGCCCGAUACCGCUUCUGCAGAAGCCAGUGGAUCUAGUCACAUGAGUAAAGACUGCAGAAUCGGAGCCUAGCUCCUUCAUUCUUCAGGGCUGCUUUCAGAAGCGAUGGCAAUGAUGAUCUGUUUUCGAUCUUGCUGCCUCUGUGGACUGGGCAAGUCAGAAACAAACAUUGGAUGCACCAUCAGAAAUGAGGGCUUGAGGCCAAAUGUGGCAGUAAAUUUAGUCUUGUAUCUGCUGUGUUCAAUGAUGUCUUUCUGAACCUUCCUAACACCUUUGGUUAUGACCUUUAUAUGACAUCCUUUUCACGUGUUCAGUCUUUGGAUACAUGGGCAGGCAUGUGAGCGAGCAGUGCUAAACUCUGCUACUCCAGAGCUAUAUCCUGCUGAUUUUUUGUUAACUUUUUCUCCUCUUCCCUAGGUUCAUGCUGGUGAAAUUCUGUUGUAUCCGAUCACGGGAAUACAGUAAGAAGAGGAAACAAGAGCCCAACCUGUGCCCUGCUUACUUUGUCCUGCAAUAUAAUGAGGAGAUUGACCGGCUGGUGAUCACAGAGCUGAACAGUAAACACGUUCAUGUCGAGCCAGGGACUCCCGUGGUUCUUACUGGCUCUUCUCGGAUGACAAGAAGAGCCAGCUCCACGGUAGAUGACAAACCUGCAACAAAACUGCGUAGACAACAAGAAACUAAGGCAGAAGACUGUGAAACAGCUGGCAAGGACUCUGCGACACCUGACAGGACUCCAGACAGGUCAACUUCUCUGCUCAGUAAGGUUCCUGAGGCAGUCAUGGAAAAUGCCUCUCCCUCAGCUUUAGUCAAGGUUGCUGAAGUCAUGAAAAACUUCCUGAGGGUGGACAUGGGGUCACUGGCUUCGAUCAGUGUGGGCAGCAGCCAGGAGCUCGACAGGCUGAACUUCCAGACCAGCAAAAUGAAGAGCCUGUUUGUCAAGUUCUCUGAGAGCCUCUUGCUGCACAGGGUGCAGAGUGAGAGAGGACACGUGCUUUAUGCCUUCCUAGCAGAAAGCAAGGACCGAGUGGGGAAGCUGGUUCAUUUUGCUGUCCUCAAGGAGGAUACUGGGGAGAACGUGAGUAAAAUGCUCACAGUCUUCAAGGAGUUCAAUCCAGAGUGGCAGAAAGUCAAGGUGGUCUUUGUGGACAUGGCCUUCCUUCACAAAGCCACCCUGCAGGAGCUCUUUCCAUCAGCCAAAGUGCUGCUCUCUGUUUAUCACACUGCCCAACUCCUAGAGAAGAAGGUAGAGGAAGCAGAAGUCUCUUCUUCCUUCAAGCGUAAUGUGACACUAGCUUUGAGGGAGGCUGUCUUUUCCCCUUCUAGCCCAAAUCUAGACGGCUUGUCUCAGCUGGUGAAGCGCUUGGUGGACAAAGAGUUGUUUGACUCUCUUCAGGCCAACUGGUUCUCCUGUGAGAUGCUAUGGUACUUGCAUGCAAAGAAAGGUCUCCUUUCCUGCAGCACCUACAUGGACAGUCUGGACUUCAUCACCCAUAAACUAUCCACUCUCUUUAGCAAGCAAUCGCCACUGGAGACGAGCAUCCUUCACUUUGUCGAAUACGCAGACUGCUUCGACACCAAAGGCCUGGAAAACCUGAAGCAGGGUUUGUCACCAGAGGACGGCCGGAACAGCCUCGAUAAGCCUAAAGCACGCACGCGUGCCACCCCAAAACGUGCUCCUGAUGCUCCUGUGCAGGCCCGGAUCAGCUCUCCUGAGCCUCCCCAGCAGGUCGUCAAGCAGGAACCAGCUAAGGCCACAGGCGCUAUGCUGGCAGCUUUGCACAAGAGUUGCACUGACCUGAGCUACCAGCUGUACUUGAGUGAGUGGGAGGUGAUGCAGAAGUCAACCAAGAUAAUCAGCAUGAAGAACAAGAUUGUGGCUCAGCUGUUAGAAGACACGCACCAGGUCAGCAAAGAUUGCACGAGCUGCAGUUGUUACUUCCACUGUCGGUACCGGCUGCCCUGCAGGCACAUCCUGUCUGUGCUGCAUGCAAACAAGAGGGCAGUAGAUGAAGCUAUGGUGUGCAAGCGCUGGCAGAAGAAGCAUCAACACCCGUCAGGCUUAGGAGAGAAGCUCCUGGACCACACUGAGCACUUAGCAGGUGCCCAGCCAGGGGCAGAAGAAAGGUCUGACAAAAUCCAGUCCCUCAGCAAGGAGCUUGCGAAUCUGCUUCUGCAGUGCGAUGGGGAGGAGCUGGAGGAGCGCAGCUCCACGCUCAGAAUGAUUGUGGAUAUCUGGACUAAGUCCUCCGAGCCGGAGGAAGAAGAUGAGAAACCCUUUACCUGCAGAAAUGUGGGGGACCUGCCUUUCCUCUGGGUAAAACAGGAGGAGAUGGAAGUGGAGCCAGCAGCAGCAGCUUCUGCAGAGUCACCGACAGACACCAAGAAAUUGCUAAUGUGAAAGGUGAAGCCUGCUGGAUUCGGACAUGAAAGAUGAACUGAGCUGUUCGUGGAGAGCUAAUGGGUUGACCCUACCCCAGCCUCUCUUCCCCUUCCCGCUCUGCCCCAAGGAGAUUCAGGGUUACGGUGAACUUGUAGGACUGUUAAAGAUCCAGCUAAGGAACCUGAGACUUUCCCCGGUGCCCGGCUGUCGACUGCCUCCCAGCUCUGUGAAGGUUCUAGGCACCUGUAAUAGGGUAGUUCCCAGCUGGCCACCCUCUGACCAGCCAGUAGUUGCCUGGCACUAGGGCUGCGAAAGCCAGGCUAGCAAUAUCCCCUUUUUGGAGGGCUCUUCGCCCCUGUUCUUCCACCAAAGCCUAGGAAGGACUGGCCCGGCAGCGGGGCCCAUGGUCAAGGUGGUUAGUUUCCCUCCGUUCAUUCGAUAGUUCUUGGUUUUUAAGUCUGGAGUGCACUGGCUCUCGCUGCCCAGGCAACAGGAGAGUUGUUCGGGGCGCUGGGCAGGGCGCAGAGAGUUCGCUCCCCAGGGAAGUGCAAUGCUGCUGCGGCUCCCGCUCUGCCACCACCAGCGCCCCUUUGCUGCUGUGUGUUCAGACCAAAUGAAUUGCGAAUUAUUAAAACGUGGUUUCAGCUC
Messenger RNA from Gavialis gangeticus (Gharial), 3767 nucleotides. RefSeq names its product zinc finger SWIM-type containing 3 (gene ZSWIM3). Lineage: Eukaryota; Metazoa; Chordata; Crocodylia; Gavialidae. Bases 1158 to 3137 code for a protein of 659 amino acids. The transcript has 2 exons. The record is from RefSeq and is a predicted model, not a curated record. Gene Ontology annotation, molecular function: zinc ion binding.